AACCAUAAUAAGCGGCUUUGGUUUUGUUUACGCUGCGAAAAUGACGAUUUUAUACAAAGUCGAGGGAAAGGAUUUUAGCAAGGACAGUGUCUUCCCGCAGAAAGUGGUUCUUUGCUCCGUGUCCGCCCGUAACAUAGUGGCGUUUAGCGCCUUGCAGAGCGCAAUCGUACCUUCGUCGCACGGCGUUGGAGAUGCCGGCGACGCAUCUGGGCCAGGAUCAAGCCUCGAUGUGGGCGCUAGCAACAGUCAUGUUUACGUAUGCGACAUCGUGACGCCGUGGGAGUACUACAAGGUGUGCUCCUCCAAGUCUCUAAUCAGCGUGCUCCAGUGGAGUCCCAACGGCGAGCAGCUGCUUCUAGGCUACAUCGGCGGGAGAGUGGAGAUCUGGCAGCCGUGCAACCAAUCGAUCAACCUCUGGCUGCUUCAGUUCCACGCCAGCGUCCCCUGCGAGGACAUUGUGCUGGCACAGUUCUUCCACAACGGCAAGGGCGUCUCUUUUAACCCGCAGAAGAAGGAACACACCUACUAUGCGGAGAAGUUCGAACGCCUGGACGAACGGCCGACACUUUGCGGUUUUGGAGGAGUAGCCAGCGAAGGCUGCAUACUGCUGACAUCCUCUGGUCUGCUCGCCGCCUUCUGUCUGCCCGUGCUGCAGAAAACAUCCGGAGGUGCAGAGGGUCUCGCCCACGAAGUCCUCGAGCUUACGCCCACACUACACAGCAUUGGCGUUUCGCGGAGCUUUAUCGAGCACUGCAGUCUGACGCCGUGCCCUAAGGGAGCGCUCAGCGUGGCCUUCAGCUGCGGCUGGCAGCAGCAACUAGUGCAGUGCUACAUGGUCUCACUGUCGCUAGAGGGAGAACUGGGCCUGGAGCAGCACUUGGCCAUCAAAUCGGAAUCGCAGACCAGCAUUUUUCUGGGUCCGCUGGACGGCCGGAGGAUCAGCCACUUAAAAUGGACGCGGGUGGCAAACGAGGAUGUGAUCUUCAUAGCCUACGCGUGUCCGGAUGGUGCCGGCAGCCAGUUGGAGCAAUGGACACUGACGCGUCGCCACCAGACCGUCCACGCGUUGCUGCAGGGCGGAAGCGGUGGUGGAGGAUCCAACACCAAGACCAACGAGUUCGUGCAAUCAGAAAGUUGGGAGCAAGUUGGCAAGGCUCACCUAAACGCCGUCCUCGCAGAUAUCUGUGUGACGCGAUUGAACGUUUCAUCGGCGGACUGCAGCCAGGUGUACGCCAUUCUGCAGGAUAACAGCGUCCAGGUGCUAGAACCCAAUACGCUAAAGCAACUAACGCACACGCAGUUCGAGAGGGUUUCCGACGCCAGUGGCGGCGUGCGGUUUGUUAGCGGCGAUCUAACACCCACCGGCCAGAUGCUGCUGAUCUUCGACAGCUAUGCCCAGCUACAUGCAAUGCAGGCGCCGCUGCUGAAGCAGGCCUCGGGAUCCGGAUCGGGACUGCUGCUUCUGCUGUUGGAGUACUGCAUCGUCACGGGCUGUGAUGCCAGCGACGUGCUGCUUCUGAACUUGGGCAGUCUGGAGGCGCUGGUGGAGAAACUAACGGAUAACUUUACGCGGCAGCCAUCGUAUGUGAGACACUAUUACUACGCCAACUUCUUGGCCCUAAAGUCCAAUCUAUGCCGCGUGCAGCAGCAGGAGUUUGACAACCUGAUCAUUUUGCACGCCAUAUCCACCACGUUCAAGAGCCUUCUGCGCCCCUCUGAUCUCGGGUGCCAGGACAAAGGACCCGCGGAUAAUCUAGCCAUAAAGCUAGCCGAAUCCAUACCUGAUGUUGACACCGUAAUGCUGAAUCUAGACGCCAAGGACUUCACAGUAGAGCCCGUAAUGCUGCAGAGCCUCCAACAGCUGAUACAAUGGGUGACCGACCUGGCGCUCAACAUGCUGCAUCGCCUGCCCGAGGAGGUGAUGAAGAGCAAACUAUCGGGGAAGCGUCCAAGCUACGACAUCAGCCGGGACAUCGUGGCCAUCGGCAGUAUGCGCGAGCUGCUGGUCAUGAUUCGCAUCUGGGGCCUGCUGAACACCCAAUGCCUGCCCGUGUACACCAAGACGAUGGACAACAUCGAUGUACUUGUCAUUCUGUUUCGCCUGCUCACCCGCUUGGCCCAAAACCCCGCCGAGCCGGACGAGGUUCUACUGGACGAGUGCAGCCUACUGUCCAAACAGUUGCUAAUACCGCAGCCCACCAGGUUCAGUCCCACCACCCUGCUCAGUGCUCAAGGCUUCGCGGCCGUGAAAUCGGGACAGCUGCAGUUCACCUCGCUGGUGGAGCCUUCCUGCCUGCAGGACAUGGAGAUGGAGGACGUAGUUUUCGCUAGGUCGGUGAAGGACGGCGUUAGUAAUUUGCAGCUGGGCGCCCGACCUAGCACCAUCCGAAGAUGCGCCCGCUGUGGCUUUGUGUUCGUCAACAAUGCCAGCAAGGUGGCUAAGACGUCGGCAUUGAAGGCAUGGUUCAGCAAAUGGCAGCACUGUCACUGCGGCGGCUUCUGGAAGCAAAUUCACUAAGCUAAGCUAGCUAUUAAGCAAUGCCCCGUAGUACUUCAGAUUAUUUUAAGCUAACAAUAAAAGUAGAGACAAAAAUUUGAUUGUUUUUGGUGUAAUUUUUUGAUCUAGAUGCUUUCUUGCGUUCGUUUUGGGAAAU
Messenger RNA from Drosophila serrata, 2654 nucleotides. RefSeq names its product mediator complex subunit 16 (gene MED16). Gene Ontology annotation, biological process: positive regulation of DNA-templated transcription. Gene Ontology annotation, molecular function: protein binding. Gene Ontology annotation, cellular component: mediator complex. NCBI's taxonomy places the organism in Eukaryota, Metazoa, Arthropoda, Insecta, Diptera, Drosophilidae. The record is from RefSeq and is a predicted model, not a curated record.